Messenger RNA from Vicia villosa (hairy vetch), 2224 nucleotides. RefSeq lists its product as uncharacterized. Lineage: Eukaryota; Viridiplantae; Streptophyta; Magnoliopsida; Fabales; Fabaceae. The transcript is spliced from 15 exons. Bases 57 to 1481 code for a protein of 474 amino acids. The record is from RefSeq and is a predicted model, not a curated record.
AUCCCUUUAUCACCCAUUAAUUCAUCUUUCAAUUUUUGGUUCAAGUUGAAAGAAAAAUGGCAGAUUCAAGCUUAGAAGGAGCCAAAAAGAAAGAUGUGAUUCGAAUUGAACGUGAAUCCGUCAUUCCAAUUCUGAAACCUAGGCUCUUCGUCUCAAUGGUUAAUCUUAUGAAGCAUAGUGCCGAUGGAGACGAGUUUUUGAAGCUGUGCAAAAGAAUUGAAUAUACAAUUAGAGCUUGGUAUCAUCUACAAUUUGAGGAUAUGUUGCAACUGCAUUCACUCUUUGAUCCCGUCUCUAGUGCCCAAAAGUUGGAACAAAAGGGCUUAACUUCUAAAGAAAUAGAUGUACUUGAACAAAAAUUCUUGACCUAUCUUUUUGAGGUAAUGAAAAAGAGCAACUUCAAUAUUGCAACUGAUGAUGAAAUUAAUGUUGCACUUUCUGGACAGUAUCUUCUAAAUCUUCCAAUCACUGUUAAUGAAUCUAAGCUUGACAAUAAGCUUUUGAAAAAAUAUUUUGAAGCACAUCCCUAUAAUAACCUUCCAGAUUUUCAUGAAAAGUAUAUAAUCUUUCGGCGCGGAAUUGGAAUCGAUCAAACGACGGAUUACUUUAUAAUGGAGAAAGUGGACAUGCUCAUCGCACGUUUCUGGGCAUUUCUACUAAGAACACUCGGGUUGGAAAAACUAGUAGCAAAAAGAUCGAAAAGACAUGGUAAAAAACUAGAUCCAAAGAAGGACAAAAAAAUAAACUCAUCAGAAGAAGAAGCUUAUCAAGAUGAUGUAUAUGACCGGAUACGCCUUGAAAAGAUGCCAUUGAGUUUUGGUAGUUUGCUAAGCAAGACAACAAUCCAAGAACCUACAUUUGAUAGGAUCAUUGUUGUUUACAGGCGAGCGAGUUCCAAUUCAAAACCAGACAGAGGAAUUUUCGUGAAGCAUUUCAGAAACAUCCCAAUGGCCGACAUGGAAAUCGUUCUUCCAGAAAAGAAAAAUCCUGGCCUGACUCCUAUGGAUUGGGUGAAGUUUCUUGGAUCUGCUAUAGUUGGGUUGGUAGCUGUAGUUAGUUCACUUCAAGCAGCUACAGCCGAUUUGAGGGUUAUUGGGGCCGUUUUUUCUACCGUUGUCGGUUAUUGUGUUAAAACAUACUUCACGUUUCAACAAAAUUUGGCCACAUAUCAAGAUAUGAUUACACAGUCGAUGUAUGAAAAACAACUCGACAGUGGAAGAGGAACACUUCUCCAUUUAUGUGAUGAUGUCAUUCAACAAGAAGUGAAAGAGGUAGUGAUUUCAUUCUUUAUUCUGAUGAAACAAGGAGAAGCUACAAGACAGGAACUGGAUCGAAGGUGUGAAGAACUUCUCAGAAAAGAAUUCAAUGAGAGUUGCAAUUUUGAUGUAGACGAUGCGGUUCAUAAACUUGAGAAGCUGGGAAUUGUUACUCGGGUGGGAUCCUAUAGGACAAUAUCAAUGUGUUGGAUUGAAGAGGGCUAGCGAGAUAAUCGGUGGUGCCACCACCGAAGAGAUUGUAAUUAAGGCAACACAAGGAAACAUCACUCCUUGAUUCUUACUAUUCUUGUAAAAAUAAUGAUUGUUAAUAUGUAACGAGUUAAAAAUAUAUUCAAAAAAGACUACGAAAUGCACCUUUCAAUGCUUAAAGAGAAACAGUUCAAUUCGACAGGAACUGUUCUAAGACAAAGGGGUCAAGUUAGUGAACCAUGUCGUUAAAAACUUAAAAUCAGUUCGACUUUUGGUUUUCAGAGCAAUCCUAACAAAAUGCACUGCACAAGAGAUUUAAGAACUAACAAAAUUCAAACAGGUAGACAAACAUAAUAACACAAAUAAAUUGUCACAAGCCGAAUAUAAGACAAACAAAUCAUAAUCAAUAAACAAAAACAUUACUUUCUAGGGCAUCAAUCAAUUCAAAAAACUUACUAAAAUGAUCCUAAGAAAGAAAAACAUCAUUGAAUGAACAUGUUUCAAGCAAUGGUAACCUGAAUAGUUCUUUUAUGGUUCUUAGGUUGAGGAGGAGGAGGCAAUUUCUGAACAGUAACACUAAGCACUCCAUCUUGACAGAUAGCAGAAACAGCAUCAGCAUUAGCAUUCUUAGGAAGAACAAAUUUGCGCAUGAACUUGCCAACCCUUCGCUCCAUUCUCGAAUACUCGACUCCUUCUCCCCUCUUUUUCUCUCCGCUGAUCACAAGGUAAUCAUCGUCUUCAUGCAACCUGGUUGCAAA